UACUACCCAAAGUCAAAAAAAUAUGGGAAAGCUAUUCUGCAAUAUCUGCCAGAAGUAUUCUUCUAAUGUGAACAUAUUGAAGAUAAAAUGAUCGAUUAGUUGUACCAGUUAAUCCUAUUAACGUCCAAGCAAUAAUCGACACCUGUUCUGUUUGAGACUUUCCAUUUUAAGCUUUGACCAAACUAUCGUGUAUGCUCUUUUUGGCAAUAUUUACAUUAUGAUUCUCAGAAAAACUACACUAGAAAGAGCACUAAACUAAAUUUAACACUAUAUAAUAUAUGAAAUCUUUGCUUCUAACACAAAGCAGAGGCUUGUUGCCAAGGCUACAAAUUAGUAACUAUUUUCAAUUAGCUUAGUCGUCUACUUUAUGAAUAUUAAUAAGUCGCUUGCUUCUACCAAUCGCAGAGCUUUAUACAUCUGGCGCUUUAAUUAUUACAUUUAAUAGCAUUCUUAUUCAAUAUCAGGAAUAGAAAGGAUUUCGCUAUCGAAAACUCAAUUCAUACUGCUUUUAAUAAAGAUAAAUUUGCAAAAUGAAUACAACGAAUACGGACAAGGAAUCGUUGGAUGCUCAAAGAUCAUCUCUAUAUUCUUUUUCGAGAUCAAUCGGAAUUAGUAAUCAAACCAUCCGAGAACUAGAAAAUGAAGGGAAUCUUCAUCUACUCUCGGACUCGGAUGAUGAUUUUCUUGAGGAAAUCAAUCAAGAUAUGAGCAAAUACCGCCCAGUUAGAAAAAGUCGUCGGCUCCUCAAGAGAAAAAAGCUUAAAAAAUGGUUGAAAUCUAGAGAGAGGAGGCUACUUCGCAUAAAAAUUUUGGAAUGCUUAGAGAGAGGUAGAAGACUCAUUGAAGCGAGCGAGCAACUUCAGUCUUAA
Messenger RNA from Dimorphilus gyrociliatus, 869 nucleotides. The record is from the annotation of a GenBank genome assembly. Lineage: Eukaryota; Metazoa; Annelida; Polychaeta; Dinophilidae.